UAUUUUAAAAGUUUCCAGUUCUGUUAAAUUAAGUAUAUAUUUUUAGAAAGUAAAAGAGAAAACGUCAUUAGAGAAUUCGACCACUCCGCAUCCCAAUCGAAGCCCUAAACCGUCCGCCACAGGACGCCGUGUGCACCGCCUUUGGUCGCUAUUUCGCGGUGGUGGCAAUCGACACCAUAAGAGUAGGGCUAUUGGACUCCCGCAGUCAGUCCCUUCCAAUUUAUCUACCUCGAAGGAUCCUACUCUUCUGCAAACCGCCACCAGCGGCUCUGUCUUUUUACUCGCGCGCAAUUAGGUCCACUCAUAAACACCAAAUUUCAUUCAAUUUCCACCUUCACACGAUAAUACAAGCGGAAGCAGAAAGAGAGUGGUUCGAGGCAAAAUUUGCUUCUCUUUGGAGUUACAGGGUGAUUAAUUAUUGAUUUAACAGUCAGUGUAUCAAUGGAAGAGCUGAAAAGCAAAUCUCGGAGGGAGGGCUCUGAAAAGGAAGAAAUGAAAGUAAGUCACCAUAAAGAGGAUCGUAAUCGUGAGAAGGAGAGGAAUGGAGAGAGGCAGAGGGACAGGGAGAGGGACAAAGACCGGGAUAGCCGCCAUGAUAGAGAAAAGAGUGUUGAUGACAAGCACAGGGACAGAGAAAAGCACAAGAGUAAGCGCCGGGAAAAGGAACGAGAGCAGGAAAGAACCAGGAGCCGUGAUGAUGAAAGGGCUCGAGACAAGGCCAAAGGUAGAGAAAAGGACAGGGAUGAUAGAGAAGUUGACAGAGACAGGGAAGACCGGGAGAAGGACAGGGACAGGGAGAAAGAAAGGGCACGAGAUAGGGAUAGAGCACGGGAGAAUAGAGAGAGAGAGAAAGAGAGGGAGAGGGAGAAAGAAAGAGAAAGAGAGAGGGAGAGGAGGGAGAGGGAGAGGGAGAGGGAGAAGGAAAAAGAGAGGGAAAGAAAAGAGAGAGAAAAAAUACAUGAAAGGGAAAAACGCCGAGAUAGGGAUAGGUCGUACAGUAGUGAUGAAGAUGUUGCUAGGGAUCAUGAGAGGAAAAGGCGCAGGAGAGAAGAAGAUCAUCUGGACAGGGAUGUGGAACCAAGCAGCAAGACAAAUCGGCGUAGGGAUGAUAGUCAAGACAGUAGCCCGCGGAGAAAGGGAGAUGCAGACCCAGAAGUCAGGAAAGAAAAGACACGGGAAGAGGAUUUUGCUGAAGAGCAAAAGAGAUUAGAUGAGGAGAUGGAGAAGCGGAGACGGAGAGUUCAGGAGUGGCAAGAACUAAGAAGGAAGAAGGAAGAAUCUGAGAAAGAAACACUUGGGGUUCCAGGGACUCAUGAACCCAAGUCUGGCAAGGCAUGGACUCUGGAGGGGGAAUCUGAUGAUGAAGAAGCUGGCCCUGAGGGAAAAGUAGCCAUGGAUGUGGAUGAGGAUGGAGCUGGAAAACUCAGUGGCGAUGAUGAAAAUGGCAUGUCUGUUGAUGUUGAUAAUGAGGCUACUUUGCAGAGUGGUGCUGACGAUGCUGCUGGGGAUGAUGAAAUUGAUCCUUUAGAUGCAUUUAUGAAUUCUAUGGUGUUGCCUGAAGUAGAGAAGCUAAACAGUGUUGUGCCUCCUGUUCCAAAUGACUCUGGUCCUGAAUUGGUUGAAAGAAAUGGUAAACCAAACUUGGAACAUCCUAAAAAGGGGAUGAACAAAUCUAUGGGAAGAAUUAUUCCUGGAGAAAAUUCUGAUUCAGACUAUGGAGACCUUGAAAAUGAUGAAGAUCCUUUGGAGGAUGAAGAUGAUGAAGAAUUUAUGAAACGAGUGAAGAAGACCAAAGUUGAGAAGCUGUCAAUAGUUGAUCAUUCAAAAAUUGAUUAUCCUCCCUUCCGGAAGAAUUUCUAUAUUGAAGUGAAGGAAAUCUCCAGGAUGACACCUGAAGAGGUCGCUUCAUACAGGAAACAACUGGAAUUAAAGAUACAUGGAAAGGAUGUCCCAAAACCUGUCAAGACCUGGCAUCAGACUGGAUUGUCAACUAAGAUUUUGGAUACUAUAAAGAAGUUGAAUUAUGAAAAACCGAUGCCAAUUCAAGCACAGGCCUUGCCUAUAAUUAUGAGCGGUCGAGACUGCAUUGGUAUUGCAAAAACAGGAUCUGGCAAAACUCUAGCAUUUGUGUUACCCAUGUUGAGGCACAUUAAGGACCAACCUCCAUUGAUGUCUGGAGAUGGCCCUAUUGGCCUUAUUAUGGCUCCCACAAGAGAGCUUGUCCAGCAAAUCCACAGUGAUAUCAAGAAGUUUGCAAAGGUGAUGGGUCUCAGCUGUGUUCCUGUAUAUGGAGGUUCUGGGGUCGCUCAGCAGAUUAGUGAGUUGAAACGAGGGGCUGAGAUUGUUGUUUGUACCCCAGGUAGGAUGAUUGACAUAUUAUGCACUAGUGGUGGUAAGAUUACAAAUCUGCGUCGUGUCACUUAUUUGGUCAUGGAUGAAGCUGAUCGAAUGUUUGAUAUGGGUUUUGAACCUCAGAUUACGAGAAUUGUUCAAAAUACAAGACCAGACCGUCAAACCGUGCUAUUUUCUGCCACUUUCCCUCGUCAGGUUGAAAUUCUGGCUCGUAAAGUGUUGAAUAAACCUGUUGAAAUACAGGUAGGUGGGAGGAGUGUUGUGAACAAGGAUAUAACCCAACUAGUUGAGGUAAGACCAGAAAGUGAUAGGUUCCUUAGACUCUUAGAACUACUUGGAGAAUGGUAUGAGAAGGGCAAAAUUUUGAUCUUUGUACAUUCACAAGAGAAAUGCGAUGCAUUGUUUAGGGAUUUGAUUAGGUCUGGAUAUCCUUGCCUGUCACUUCACGGAGCAAAGGAUCAGACAGACCGUGAAUCCACCAUAGCUGAUUUUAAGAGUAAUGUGUGCAAUUUAUUGAUUGCUACGAGUGUUGCUGCUAGAGGUUUAGAUGUCAAGGAGCUCGAAUUAGUCAUUAACUUUGAUGUUCCUAACCAUUAUGAGGAUUAUGUUCAUCGGGUUGGUAGAACAGGCCGAGCUGGUAGAAAAGGCUGUGCUAUCACAUUUGUUUCUGAGGAAGAUGCAAGAUAUGCACCAGAUCUUGUAAAAGCACUGGAAUUAUCGGAACAGAGUGUUCCAGAUGACCUUAGAGCUCUUGCUGAUGGAUUUAUGGCGAAGGUUAAUCAAGGGCUUGAGCAAGCCCAUGGGACUGGUUAUGGUGGCAGUGGUUUUAAAUUUAAUGAAGAGGAGGAUGAGGUGAGGAGAGCUGCAAAGAAAGCUCAGGCAAAAGAGUAUGGAUUUGAGGAAGAUAAAUCAGACUCAGAAGAUGAAGAUGAAGGAGUUAGAAAAGCAGGUGGUGACAUCUCUCACCAAGCAGUCCUUGCUCAGGCUGCAGCUCUUGCUGCUGCUUCCAAAGUGACUGUUCCUUCAGUCCCAACACCUAUCUCAGCAGCUCAGCUCAUUCCUAAUGGUGGAUUACCUGUUUCUCUGCCUAGUGUUCUUGGUUUGACAAUUCCGGGCGUGGCGGCAGUUGUACCUGGGGCUGGACUGCCAGUUGGCAGCAGCGAUGGGGCAGCUAGGGCAGCAGCUCUGGCAGCUGCAAUGAAUUUGCAGCAUAACUUGGCAAAGAUUCAGGCUGAUGCCAUGCCUGAACAUUAUGAAGCAGAAUUGGAAAUAAAUGAUUUUCCUCAAAAUGCUCGUUGGAAGGUGACACACAAGGAAACUCUGGGCCCGAUCUCUGAAUGGACUGGAGCUGCCAUCACAACUAGAGGGCAAUACUAUCCACCAGGCAGGAUUCCAGGACCAGGGGAAAGAAAGCUUUACUUGUUCAUUGAGGGCCCUACUGAGCAAUCCGUCAAGAGGGCAAAAGCAGAGCUAAAGCGUGUGUUGGAGGAUAUCACAAAUCAAGCAUCAUCACUUCCAGGUUCAGCACAGCCUGGCCGGUAUUCUGUUGUCUAAGAGCAAUUCUGUCUAUCUGGACUCCGAUUUUGCCUUUUCUGCCUGGAAUUUGUAUAAUGAAAAGGAUUUGGCAUCAUUUUUGCCUAUUUGCACUGUAGUUUCUAACUUGGUAUUAUGAAAAUUUAAUAUUCAUUUGUGCCAAAAACUGUCUUAUUUUCUGGGAGCCCUAGGCCAUCCUUUUUCCUCGACUAAAUAGAAGAACUCGAUUUAUGAA
Sesamum indicum (sesame) is the source of this 4120-nucleotide messenger RNA. Its product is annotated as P-loop containing nucleoside triphosphate hydrolases superfamily protein. Gene Ontology annotation, molecular function: ATP binding; nucleic acid binding; RNA helicase activity. The record is from RefSeq and is a predicted model, not a curated record. NCBI's taxonomy places the organism in Eukaryota, Viridiplantae, Streptophyta, Magnoliopsida, Lamiales, Pedaliaceae.